Messenger RNA from Aureobasidium subglaciale EXF-2481, 891 nucleotides. RefSeq lists its product as uncharacterized. The record is from RefSeq and is a predicted model, not a curated record. The coding region runs from base 464 to 802 and encodes 112 amino acids. Lineage: Eukaryota; Fungi; Ascomycota; Dothideomycetes; Dothideales; Saccotheciaceae. The transcript has 3 exons.
ACGUGAAGCAACGUGGGGUCGCCUCAAGUUUGGUGCAUGAAUCGGUUGAAGCAAAGUGGAGGAGGGCUGGACGCUUAUAGGUCAGAGUCGAGCUCCUCGAAGACCUAUCUGCUCACAGCCGAGAUCAUGAAUCAUGAAGAAAACACUCAUCACGACAACAAUUGAACAAACAACAGAAGGACGUCAAUGAGAUCAUCAGAGACAGCGUCGUACGAGACUCGAAUUCGUCUUCGAACCAUUUCCAUCGCUCUCGCGUAAGACGAUCCGUUGACACUUGACUGCGUACAUGUCGUAAUGACGAAAUGAUAUUUGGAGUAUGACGAACUCGAUAUUCCAUCAUGACAGCUCUGCUGAGCAGCAGCAUGUAUAAAAGAGAUCGAGGAGAAUAGCACUCGAGCACUUCUGGAUCAAUACAUAACUCAAUCAAAUCUUUUCAAGCAAACACACAAAUUAUACAGACACAAUGGACGGAGACUCAUCAGCAAAGACCAUGGACAAGGGCGCUUCUGCCGCUUUGAGAGUCGACGAUUUCGGAUCGACUGGCAUCCAUGAGGACGCAGUACCCAGGGGCGAGCCCGCAGGCGAGAAGACCACAGGCACUGGCACCCCAGCAUUUAGUGCAGAAGGAUCCAUUGGCAAGCAGUUCACAUCUGGUGGCUCAAUUGGUCAGAUUGGCGAAAAGGUUGGCGGACCAUUCUCGUCGCAGGGCGCGAUUGGCAAGCAGUUCACCACUGGUGGAGCCAUCGGUGGCACUGUCCAGGAGCAACUGGGCAAGGGCGAGAACAACACUUUCCAGAAGUAAGACGAUCGGAUAAAUCAUGCCGAUAUGAACAUGGCAUUGUAGAAUAUGAGAUCUUUAAUGGUAUAACGAGAGAAUUGUAUCUCCUGUCG